AUGGAGAACGCAUCAUUUGUCCUUCGAGCCGUGAAAGAUGUGGCAAUCGAAGAUCGUCCGAAACCUGAACUGAAAGAUGAUUAUGACGUGCUAGUUCACGUCGCGCAAACCGGUAUCUGCGGUAGUGACGUUCACUACUGGCAACGCGGUCGCAUCGGUGAUUAUAAGCUCACAGGACCAAUGGUGCUAGGCCAUGAGUCUUCGGGUAUUGUUGUUGAGACAGGAUCUAAAGUCUCCCACCUCAAAGCUGGUGACCGUGUUGCUUUGGAGCCUGGCGUUCCAUGUCGCCGUUGUGAGUUUUGUCGCAAGGGAUCCUACCACCUUUGCAGUGAUAUGAUUUUUGCAGCGACCCCUCCUUGGGAUGGAACGCUUGCAAAAUACUAUAUCAAUGCAGCCGACUUCUGUUAUAAGAUUCCAGAUUCUAUGGAUAUGGAAGAAGCUGCGAUGGUAGAGCCUGUUUCUGUAGCUUGUGCUAUCGCAAAAACAGCCGAUCUUCGAGCACAUCAAACAGUCUUGGUAUUGGGUGCUGGGCCUAUUGGUGUUCUCUGCCAGGCAGUUGCAAAGGUCUAUGCAGCAAAGACUGUCGUUGCAGUUGACGUUGUUGAGCGUAGACUGGAGGUUUCCAAGUCUUACGGGGUAGAUUAUACCUAUAUACCCCCUCGCGCAGCACCUGGCGAUGAUCCCAUGGAGCACGCAGAGAUGGUUGCAACAAAAAUGAAAUCUCAAUUCGGAAUCGAAGAAGGGUUUGAUGUGGUCUUGGAAUGCUCUGGUGCUGAACCGUGUGUUCAACUCGGUAUUUACGCUGCCAAGCCAGGUGCCACUUUUGUCCAGGCAGGAAUGGGGAAGGAAAAUGUCCUUUUCCCAGUCACUGCAGUUUGCACAAAAGGGAUUAUCGUUAAAGGCUCUAUUCGAUACCUACCAGGAUGCUAUCCUGCAGCUAUCGAUCUUAUUGGUCGUGGUCAGAUUGAUGUGAAGAGACUGAUCACCAAUCGCUACAAGUUUGAAGAGGCAGAGGAGGCCUUUGAACUUGUUAAAGCCGGACGUGAGGAUGUUUUCAAGGUCAUUAUUGCUGGUGUGGAGUAG
Aspergillus caelatus is the source of this 1083-nucleotide messenger RNA. Its product is annotated as NAD(P)-dependent alcohol dehydrogenase. Lineage: Eukaryota; Fungi; Ascomycota; Eurotiomycetes; Eurotiales; Aspergillaceae. Gene Ontology annotation, molecular function: L-iditol 2-dehydrogenase (NAD+) activity; zinc ion binding. Gene Ontology annotation, biological process: D-sorbitol catabolic process. The record is from RefSeq and is a predicted model, not a curated record. The transcript has 4 exons. Bases 1 to 1083 code for a protein of 360 amino acids.